Molecule: messenger RNA, 5033 nt
Organism: Sus scrofa (pig)
Lineage: Eukaryota; Metazoa; Chordata; Mammalia; Artiodactyla; Suidae
Gene: ZNF772
Product: zinc finger protein 772
Biological process (GO): regulation of transcription by RNA polymerase II
Cellular component (GO): nucleus
Molecular function (GO): RNA polymerase II transcription regulatory region sequence-specific DNA binding; DNA-binding transcription factor activity, RNA polymerase II-specific
Source: RefSeq, a predicted model, not a curated record
CCUUUUUCCUUUUUUGGGCGGACAUUUUUUCCUGCUUUCGGAUUAAUCCACCAAAUCCGUCUCCAGACCGCAGCGUCACACCCGAGGGGACACAACAGGGAAAACGCGAGAGAGGCGAUUUCUGCCCUAAACAAGCGAACCUGAGGUUCGUAGUGGCAUCGCCCGGGUGACCCAGCCGCCGGAGCCCGGGACCUUGCACUCGUUAACGCUUUCCAGCUACUCCUCUUCCCCUCACUUUCCCCGGACCACGGGCGCGGAUGGCGGCGGCCGUGCUGACGGACCCAGUGCAGGGGAAAGUGAACCUUGAGGACGUGUUCGUGUACUUCUCCCAGGAGGAGUGGAGGCUCCUUGAUGAGGCUCAGAGGCUCCUGUACCGCGAGGUGAUGCUGGAGAACUUUGCACUUAUGGCCUCACUGGGAUAUGCAUCUUCCACGUCCCAUGGGCUUGCCCCACUGGAGCUGGGCAGUGAGCCCUGGGUAUCUGACUGGGUAGACAUGACUCCAGCCAUGACCAGAGAGGCUCAGGGAGGGUGUGACCCUGGUUCUUGGCAUGGAACGGAGGAGGAGGUGAUACCUUUUGAGCAGAGUGUUUCUGUGAAAGGAGUGUCACAGGUCAUGAUUCCUAAGAUGGUUCUGUCUUCCCAGAAGGCCCACCCCUGUGACACAUGUGGCCCCAUCUUGAAAGACAUUUUGCAUUUGGCUGAGCACCAGGACACACACCCUGGGCAAAAACCAUACAUGUGUGUGGCAUGUGGGAAACAACUCUGGUUCCAUUCAAACCUUCACCCCCAAAAACAGCAUAGUGGAGAGAAACCCUGCACAAGGGACGAGGGCAGGGUCUUGCUCAUGAAAAGCUGCCCUGUCCAGUCAUUGAAGAUGCCCUUUGGCACAGGGGAGGUUUGUAAGGACUUCCCAGCUAGCUCAAGUAUGUUCCAGCAUCAUGCUUCUCUUAGUAAAUGGAAGCCACAAAGGAACAGCAAGACUGUAGAGUCCUUGCUCAGUGGACAAAGGCAUUAUGAGUGCAGUGAGUGUGGGAAAGCCUUCAGCCGCAAAGACUCACUUGUUCAGCACCAGAGAGUCCACACUGGAGAAAGGCCUUAUGAAUGCACUGAAUGCGGGAAAACCUUCAGCCGCAAACCCAUACUUGCACAGCACCAGAGAAUCCACACUGGAGAAAUGCCUUACGAGUGUGGCAUAUGCGGGAAAGUUUUUAAUCACAGCUCUAACCUUAUUGUACACCAGAGAGUCCAUACGGGAGCAAGGCCUUACAAGUGCAGUCAAUGUGGGAAAGCCUACAGCCACAAAUCCACGCUUGUUCAACAUGAGAGUAUCCAUACUGGAGAGAGACCUUAUGAGUGCAGCGAAUGUGGGAAAUACUUUGGUCACAAAUACAGACUCAUUAAACACUGGAGUGUUCAUACUGGGGCAAGGCCUUAUGAGUGCAUUGCAUGUGGGAAGUUCUUCAGCCAAAGUUCUGAUCUUAUUGCACACCAGAGAGUUCACAAUGGUGAAAAGCCAUAUGUGUGCAGUGAGUGUGGAAAAGCCUUUAGUCACAAACAUGUGCUUAUUCAGCACCACAGAAUCCACACUGGUGAAAGGCCAUUUAAGUGUAGUGAGUGUGGGAAGGCCUUCAGGCAGAGGGCUUCCCUCAUCAGACACUGGAAAAUUCAUGCCGGAGAAAGGCCUUAGAAUAGCAGGGAAUAUGGCAUCUUGUUCAAAAUACUGGAUGACACCAGAGAGAAGCUCCAGAGAGCCUUUGUGACGAGCCAUCCGCUGGAAGAUGAGCAUGAUGCAUUUGAACUCCCACUCUGAGGAGAUUUUUCUGUGUGCCAGAUAAAUGGGAAGCUUUCUGGAGCCAUGUUGCACUUAGUAACAUGCCAUGGUCCUCUGUGAAAGGUCCCUGCACACUAGCCAGAAGUGUAUCACUGCCAGCGUGUCUGAAAGAAGCCAUCCCCCAGUGCAACAGCAGGGCCCCAAGUUGUGUGUGAGUCGCAUGCUGGAUUUGUUCAGCCUCCAAGUCACUUACCUUGGGAAUUGCCUGCCUCACAUUGUUCUGGUUUUGCAACAAAUGCUUUUAGGUUUUUGGUGGGUUUUGUUUGUUUGUUUUUUCUUUGCUUUUUAGGGCUGAGCCUGCAGCAUAUGGAGUUUCCCAGGCUAGGGGUCAAAUCGGACCUGCAGCUGCCAGCCUACACCACAGCCACAGCAAUGCUGGAUCUGAGCUGCGUCUGCAACAUAUAUCGUAGCUUGCAGCAAUGCCGGAUCCUUAACACACUGAGGCUAGGGAUCCAACCUGCAUCCUCAUGGAUGCUAGUUAUGUUCAUUAACUGCUGAGCCGUGGCGGGAACUCCAUGCAACAAAUUCCUUAGGUUUUUUGUUUUGUUUUGUUUUGUCUUUUUGCCUUUUCUAGGGCUGAUUCCUGUGGCAUAUGGAGGUUCCCAGGCUAGGGGUCUAAUCGAAGCUGUAGCCACCAGCCUAUGCCAGAGCCACAGCAACGCGGGAUCCAAGCCGUGUCUGCGACCUACGCCACAGUUCAGAGCAACGCCGGAUCCUUAACCCACUGAGCAAGACCAGGGAUCGAACCCGCAACCUCUUGGUUCCUAGUCAGGUUCAUUAACCACUGAGCCACAACAGGAACUCCCCACAAAUUCUUUAGCUUUUAAGCUACCGUUUGUCCUGGGGAUUCUGUUCACUUUGCGGAUUGAGUUGAGGACAGAGUUGGGCUCUGCCUGCCUGAAGGGAUGCACAGCUUCUGUGAGAGCUCCAACUGGUGUGUCUCAGUGGUAGUAGCAGAAGGGCAAAGAAAGACCAGCUUUCAUUCUAGUUUCAGCCUAAUUUGCCUUGCUGCUUGAAGCCUCCCAGCUGAGAAUACCAGUCUUUGUGGGCUUGCCAUGUGGCCAGUGUUGUGACAACCUCUGGUGUGUCCGGGAGCAGCAUGAAUGGAGUUCCUUGUUCCUGGGGGAUGCUUCAUAUUUCCCAGCCAUCUUGAGGGGAACUUGAUUCCCUGGGACAUAGCAACAUUCCUUAAAUCUCUUAUUUGGUAGGCAGAUGUCAUUGUCUCCUAAAAAGCCCUGGAAGGAAUCAUAAUUGAUACAGAGAUGCUGAUUAAUAAGAGGUCGGGAGAUUGUAGUCACCUGUAGGGAAAGUAACUCUUAAAAAGUGUGUCCACAGAUGUUUCUAUCACUCUGGCUUUGGUAUGGGGCUUUACAGAAAUCCCCGUUUGUUUCUUAUAAUUUUAUGGCUAUGAUCACUGAGAAAUCUAAACAUUUUCUGCAGUUAGUUGCACAUAUUUAUAGUAUAUAAUUUGAUAAGUUUUGGUACAUGUUUGCACCUUUGAAACCAAGUAUCUUGAUUCCUUUUAAAAUAUCUCCCCCCUCACCCAUUCCCAGGCAAGUACUCAUCUUGCUUUCUGUCACUAUAGAAUUGUUUGCAUUUCCUAGAAUUUUAUGUACGUGUGUGUGGAAUAAUUUUUUUUUGGCUCUCCGCAGCGUGUGAAAGUUCCUGGGCCAGUUAUGGAACCCAUGCCAAAGCAAUGACCAAGACCCUGCACUGACAACACUGGAUCCUUAACCUGUUAUGCCACAAUUGAACUCAUGGAAUAAUUUGAAAUGUACUAGGAGUUCCCUGGUGGCUGAACUGUUGGGCGGGAGUUAAGGCUCUGGCAUUGUCACUGCUGUGGCUGUGGUUACUGCUGUGAUGUAGGUUCACUUUUUGGCCCAGGAACUUCCACAUGCUGUGGGCGUGGCUAAAAGCAUAUGUACUAGUUAUGUAUCUGACUUUUUUUUUUUUUUCUUGUCUUUUUAGGGCUGCAUCCACAGCAUAUGGAAGUUCCCAGGCUAGGGGUCUAAUUGGAGCUGCAGCUGCCAGCCUACACCACAGCCACAGCAACUUGGGAUCCGAGCUGCAUCUGUGACCUACACCACAGCUCACAGCAAUGCUGGAUCCUUAACCCCCUAAGCGAGGCCAGGGAUCGAACCCACUUCCUCAUGGAUACUAGUUGGGUUCGUUACCACUGAGCCAUGAUGGGAACUCCCGUACCUGGCUUUUUUAACUCUGCAUAAUUAUUUUGUGAUUUAUCAAUGUUCUGUGUAUCAGUAGUUCAUUGUUUUUCAUCCAUACUUCUGCUUAAACUAUUCCAUUUUGGAGAAAUUGUUUAAAGCAACUGACCUAGGAGAGAACUCACAAGAAUGAAGCUACAGUAUCUGUUACAACCUUAACUGGGAAGUGAUGUGCCAUCGUUUCUGACUUAGCCUAUGUGUAACCCAGACUAGUCCUGGUACAAGCUGGAAGGGAGCUCCAAAGUGGUGAGAAGACAAAGAGGUAGGGAUUUGUGGGAGGGUUUCUUGGAUACUGGUGACCACAACCAUAGUUGUUUUUCUUUUCUUUUUUCUUUUUUGCCACUCCCAUGGCAUGCCACAGGCCAGGGAUCAAACCUGCACUGCUGCAGCAAUCCAAGCCACAGCAGUGACAGUGCUGGAUCCUUAACCCUCUGAGCCACUGGGGAACUCCUAUUUCUUUCUUAAUUGUUUGCUGUGAGUCUCCAGUGAAGUAUCUGUUCCUGGAGUCUUAUUCUAUGGGAAGGUUUCUAACUAGAAGUUUAAUUUCCAUUGUGGACAUGUAUUUAUACAAGUUAUCUUUUUUUUUCUUUUGUUGGGCUUUCAUGGUUUGUAUCUUUCUCAAGGAGUGAGUUUGUUUAGUGAAAUCUUUCAAGGAAUUCUCUUAUUAUUUUAGUACCUGUAGAAUGUGUAGUAUCCCACCUCUCUUAUUCCUGAUACUGGUAAUGUCUAUAUUUCUCUUUUUUUCUUGAUCAGAAGUUUAUCAGCUUUACUAAUUUUCUUAAAGCAGUUGAUUUCACUGAUUUUUCUAUUUUUCUGUUUUUUUCCCCUGUUCCAAUUUGACUUUUACUAUUGCUUUGUGUAGUAGUAGUCAGUGUAUUUCCUUUUUCUUCUGCUGCUGCUUUUUAACAUAGAAGCUGAGAUCCUUCACUUGAAACUUUGGGAUUUUUUUUCCCUAAUAUAGGUGCUAAAUAUUAAAAGU